AUGGCGUUGAGACCGAAACGGAAAACUGGUGGUGGGUCCCAAAGCUUUGUGGAACGCGGAACUAAGGGUGUAAAAACGCUCUUGGUAGAUUCAAAGCGGAAAAGAACACAGGCAUUUACUUUUGGAUGUAUUGCGGCUGUAUUGACUGUAGUAUGGAUGCUACAAGGUUAUUUUACACAGAAGACGUACCAGGACCGGUUUUUCCCUGCAAUACACGGUCAUUAUGUGACAGAGAUUAGUACGACGCAGCCGCUGAUCUUCCCGGCCAUCGAAAAUGCACCAAUGCUCAAGGAAUUGAAUCUUAGAAACCUUCACACCUUGCGAAUCGAUGUGGAGGGCAACAAGAAAUUCGUUCUUAAGGAAAGCGAUAAGCCCGCGACGGAGAAAGAAUUGAAAGAGAUGACGGACAAGUACGAAAUUGUGAAACACAAUUAUCUGGACCAUGGCAAACUCGUGUACCGCAAGGGCUCAGACUCACCAGAAGUUGUGGUCGUCACACUCGUGGACUUCGACAACUACGAGGUUGAAACUCUGCUCCAUGUGGUCCAAAACAGAGUCGACUACGCUCAAAGACACCGCUACGGGGUCUACACUCGGUGGGCCCAGGAAUUCAUUCCAACAAUUAACAAUCAGGACUUGAAAGAAUCCUACGAAUUCCUGAAGCCGUUGAUGAUACGGGCUGCCAUGCAUGCAUUCCCCAGGGCCAAAUAUUUCUGGUUUUUAGACCAAGACGCGUUGAUUAUGCGCAUGGAUCGUUCCUUACAAACGCAACUGCUUGACCAGAAAAUUUUGGAUCUAGCACUUUUGAAAAACGUUCCUGUUGUCAAGGAUUCCAAUAUCAAGACUUACAACCACUUUGUUACUGAACGUGCUGAGGUGAUUAUCCCUCAAACCAACGAGGGCCGUUUGGACUCUUCAUCGUUCAUUUUCAAGUCUGGUAUCUACAGUAAAGCACUUCUGGACUACCUGGGUGAUCCUUUGGUGCGUGGAUACAGUUGGUCAAGUUUUUCCGAUAGUAUCGCACACGCGUUACAAUGGCAUCCUAGUUUCUUGGCCAAGACUGCACUAGUCGUACCAAAGACUAUUGCCAGUGUCUACGACCCUACCAAGUCGACAACAGAAAAAGCCGGUAUCGACGACUUCCACUACAUCAAGGGUGAUUUCGUAGCCUCGUUCGAGGGUUGCAAGGCCAGAGAUUCUUGUGCUCAAGACGUGGAACUCUUUUACCCUCUCGUACAAAAAUGA
Lachancea nothofagi CBS 11611 is the source of this 1245-nucleotide messenger RNA. NCBI's taxonomy places the organism in Eukaryota, Fungi, Ascomycota, Saccharomycetes, Saccharomycetales, Saccharomycetaceae. The record is from the annotation of a GenBank genome assembly.